AUCAACGUAGGGCCACCUUCGUUUGAUCGAUAAACUCUUUCAAAGUUAUUUUUCGGUAUAAACUUCGGUCGCUACUAAAUUGACGCGUCGAGGAGUAGGUCGAAGAAAAAUCAUUCGAGCGUGCACGCUGCGAUAAUUAUAAAUAAACGUUGCGACGAAACAAGGUGUACUUUUUAUCGUCGGUAUGUGCGAUCGAUCGAAAUGGAAGCCGAGGUCGUAUUGUUACUCCACGAAGAAGAUAAAAUCCGUUCCGAGAACAAAGUGGGAACGUGAAAUCACGUCGGACGAAGAUUAUUGGCGGCAAUACGUUCGCGAGAAAGAGAAAAAUCUGAUAGUAAGAGAUUCCCAUCCAAACUUAACCCGUUUCCCUUCGGUCCAAAGAUAUCCUCGAACUUUGUGUCGUGGGAUUCGUAAUAACGUAGACGCGAAUAAUAUCGACGAAUCGAUUGGUAACGAAAGAAAACCUCUCGUAGAAUCCUUAACGAAUGUUCCAUCUUAUAGGUUAAGCUCGUUUACCGAAGAGAACGAUUUCGCGAAUAUUAGAGAGCCCGUGGUUACGGUCCUUCCUCCUGCGCCAUCGAAACGACCUACUAAAACAUUUAGUACGCGCAAAGAGGAGCGCAAGAGAGCUCUUGCCGAAGAUAUAUCGUUUCGAAAAGAAUUUUCCUCUCUUGUUCGUGUAAACGUUCGUAAUGCUUCGAGGGAGCAGGCGAAAGUUGACGAAACUCGUUCGAGAGAAGAUCCUUCCUUUCGCGAAAACGAUCGCCCGAAUGGCGAGAAGUCGUCGAGGAGUCGAACCGACGAGACUCUUUUAAAGGCCGCGAAUAAAAACUACUUAGAAUCGCCCGACGAUCGAGAAGCUUUUACUUUCGACGACAUCGACGUUAACUCGGAUUUAGAAAAUAAGUCCAAUUACCCGAUAUGCGCGCUAAAGAAACGUACCGAAGGAAACAAAGGAUCCUCGACCGACGACGACUUUUCAAAAUAUUUCGUUCGAUCUGCUCGCGAAGCCUUGAAACGCGUGACGAAACAUUCGCGUUCCGCGAAUCGGGAAGUAAACAAAACGACGAAGAAGGUCGCAAGAAAGGGGCGUUCGGAGAAAUAUGAAAAAGAGUUUAUAAACGUUUCCUCGAUCUCGUUGAAACCGCUAUUUAGUUUCGAUCGCGUCGAAGAAGAUGUCGGAGACGAUUCGCCGCGUACGAGUCUAACGGCGGAUUUUCUAAACGGAUUACCAAAGAUGUCGCAUUUUCCACGAAAGAAACGCGAUCGAUGUCUCUCGUGUUUAUAUAAAUCCCUCGAGGAGAUCGGCGCGUCCUCGAGAAAGGACGCGUACGAGAGGAGGAAGGGCCGGGAGGAAGAGGGGAAGCAGCAUCGGCGAGACGUAUCCGUCGAGCGCGAGAGCAAUGGCGACGUUAGUUCCGACGAGUUCGAAGACGAACGAAAUCGGAGUGAUUUCGGCGCGCGCGAGAAGGUUGGAUUCGCGAUGGAGCGUAGCGGCGAAUGCAGCGAUAUCGCGGAGGAAAAGAAAUUGGGCUUGCCGAGUGCAGAAGAAGGAGCCGAAAGAGGGAAGACGUCCGUCGAUCGAGUUACGGAGACGGAAGGACGCCUGCCAGUUCCGGAAUUGGAAUCAACGUGUCCAGAAGGUAAGAGGAUCGCUUUCAAAUCCAUCUCCGCGUCGUCGAGAGGUACCUCUGAUUCGGACGAGGACGACUCGAGCGUCGAUUUGAUCGAGUAUUCGUCGACGAAAUCGAAGCACAGACCGGCCUGUCACGCACCGACCAUUUUGUCUCACACCUUGGAGCCUCUCAGAGCGUUGAGAUCGAGAAAGUCGACGAGCGUGCAAGCACGCGUGGCUCUCGACGAAUCGACCGAAUCGCCGAAGAUCGUGGCCGACGGGAAGAGUCGCGAGAUCGCGUCGAAAGGAACGGGCCAAAAGGCGACCCUGACGGAUACGAAGAGAGGGAAGGAGCAGGGUGAUUCGAAGCGGGUUAAAAAAUUGACCAAAGUCGAAUCGGUUUCGGAGAAUCUGAUCACCGAUGUCGAAGUCAACGAAGCGAAGGAAAAAUCUCUGUUCGCGAGGAGCUCCAGUUGUAGAGAUUUCGAGCGGAUUUUAAGGGAUUCUACGAAAGGUACGGAGCUAGCGUCGCCGCCGGGCUUGUGCUCGUUGGCCGAGGACGGACCGUUUCGUUGUUUGUUUUCGAAAGGGGAGAUCGAGGAGACGUUAAGAGAUUUGGAGGAACGUGAGGCAUCGCCGACGUUCGCGUUGUCCGCUCUUUGCGACAUGUUUUUAAAUCGAAUAUCAGAGUCGAGCGAUAAGCGAGAUAGGAGGCGCGAUAACGUAGCGAAACGCUUGGUGAAAUUAUUGGUAGAAUCGAGACGUUAUUCGAAUCCUGACAAGUUCCCGUCUGACCUGAUAUUUUCCUCGAAACAGCGACCGUUGUUGACCUGUCAGCGAUUAAGGAGCAUCCUACCCCUCGAUUCUUACAAUCUGAUCGCACCUUUGCUGGGAAUACCCGAAUACCACCCGAGGUUCUCCUCCAUUCACGAGAAACUCAAACCGGCGAAGAAACCAUCCGACAAAUCGGAUUCGCUUCCGGAUAUUCUGGACGAUCUAAUCGUACAUCCGCCGUCUUCGAGGGACAGCGCGAUCUCGUCCGAAACGAUCGAGACGACCCGAUACAAUCCUUACGGACUUUUCCUGCGGAAAGAGAGACGCAAGGCUGUCGUUUGGCGUCCCUUGACGGAAUUCGACUUAAAGGGCUACGAUCCGCAAGCCACUCUUCGCAUGAGGGCCGACAAGAUUACCACGGACAUAUGUAAGGAAUUUUGCGAUUGGUUGAGGAGCUUAGGAGGCUUCGAAAGAGGCAUCGACGAGAGGAUUCUCAAGGACAUGUUCGAAAUUAGUUUUUCAGCGGACGCGUGUAAAACGACUCAAGUCAAUGUGAAAGAGAUGGCUACCGUUCCGACGGACGUGGCAUUGGCGAGAAUGUGUCACGAGGCGAGCGUAUUGGCAACGACGAGGAAACAACUCGAGAGGGAUGCCAAGGCUGAAAGCAGACCCAAACGCACCUUGGCAUUUGGCACGUCGAUGCCGAUCGAUCUGUUGUUCGUACCGCCUACCAAUCGCGUUCGAGAAAGGUGGCUCGAAUGUAAAAACGUGCCUCGAGAACUCGAAACGAUGGACAUAGUUUGGAACGGGAUAACUCAUUUGGAGAGCGUGCAAGCUUUCGUAAAGUGGUUACACAGGCACCCGGAGGUUAGCCCACCUAAAGUAUUCAAACGUGCCGUACUUCCGAAAGACGUCCGAAAGUUCGUCAAGAAAAGACACGCGGAGAUGUAAGGACGAAUCUCUCGACGUCAGCGCACGACAACACCGAACGUAAAUUUAUGUCGGAUCACUUAACGUUUGGAGAUAUCUAAUCGAUUUACAAUACAACGAAGAAAAUGUCUCUGGAUGGGAUACCGUGUAAUCAACGGUUUAGCUCGGAUUUUCUACGCGCAAACACGAGCAGGCGUGCCAACCAAUAAUACCGUUCGAUGACACGAUACCAAACGCCCGUUUCGUGUAUGUGGCGUACGGUUAACCCCUAAAGCCAACGCAGUACCUCGAAUCGGGGACGAAAAGUUUACGAGCGCGAAACCAUAGCGUUGAUUUGCCUAUUCGCCAAAAACUAUCAUAAACGGUGACGUUCUCUCGCGGUCGGUGUAACUGAUCUAUCGCUUUCUUUUAUCCGUUUUUUAUUUAUUUAUUUAUUUAUUUUUUUUUUUCAUAGAUCCUCUCCGUCGCCAUCGAACGCUUUAAAUAUAUCUCGAGAAUCGUUCGUCGAAGGGUAUUAACGGAGAAUCUUUCACGUUAGACGUGCAACUUAUCAUGGAUCGUCGUUAAGCGCGCCGACGAUAAUGACGUAGGACUCCCGACCGUAAGAAAUAUCAAAAAACGUAACGUAAAGCCAAACUCGACUCGCAGCAUCUGCUUACGACAGAAACACGUCCGGGAUAUCGCCCUCUCUAUCGUUGGUUUCAAACCCGAGGCGAAUAAGGAGAAAAUAAAUAAAAAAGAAGAAAGGAGAACUCUUUUCUUCCUCUCUCCCUCUCUCUCUCUCUCUCUCUCUCUCUUUGGAAGGCUUCGUCCACCUUCUCGGUUUCGUUUCUCUCCUAGCAAAUAAUUUCGUGAUAACGAGCAUCGAAUCGAUGUCGCACGCUUCUUAUUCGUGCUACCAACUCGAGAAUAAAGAUUUUCAAAAUUUUUUAAACUUUCCACGAGACGAUAUAGAAGAGGGUAAUGGGUAUAAAACUUGGACGAUUUGUUGAAGGACGAAAGUAAUCUUGUGAAAAAUAGAGGCUCUUGCCGAAAUAUGAUAAAACGCCGAAACGAAAAGGUUCGAGACGAAGGAGAAGGAUGUGUUCCGCUCGCUGUUCCUUCGUCGUUGUUACGCGCAAACACGUGGAAAAAUCUAGGCGCUCACCGCAAAGACAGCCCUCGACGUUCCUCCGCCACGUUCAAUCCUUUCCCUCGCGUUAAUUGAGCUAAAAAGAUGAAAAAAGAGCGUCGCCGUACGUUUGCCUGCGUGCUCGGCUAUUCGUUAUUCGCGCAGCUCUUUAUUCUUUCUUUCCCAGGAAUUUCCCACGAGGCCAGCGGCCUUUUCUCUCUCUCUCUCUCUCUCUCUCUCUCUCUC
Molecule: messenger RNA, 4676 nt
Organism: Vespula pensylvanica (western yellowjacket)
Lineage: Eukaryota; Metazoa; Arthropoda; Insecta; Hymenoptera; Vespidae
Exons: 7
Coding region: 185-3340 (1051 amino acids)
Source: RefSeq, a predicted model, not a curated record